UAAAGCGCGCGGCGUUUCCGGCUGGCGCUGGAGGGGGAGGGCCGGGACCUCGUGUGAGGGAGCGCGGAGUCCCGGCAGCCCGCCCCGCGCCCGCCGGUCCACGCCCGGCACAGGAUCUCGCUGUCCCGGCUCCCACCGUCCCAGGAUGUUCAAAAAAUUUGAUGAAAAGGAGAACGUAUCGAACUGUAUCCAGCUGAAGACUUCAGUUAUUAAAGGUAUUAAGAACCAGCUGAUAGACCAAUUUCCUGUUAUCGAACCAUGGCUAAACCAAAUCAUGCCAAAGAAAGACCCCGUCAAAAUAGUAAGAUGUCAUGAACAUAUAGAAAUCCUCACUGUGAAUGGAGAAUUGCUGUUCUUCAGACAAAGAGAAGGGAUUUUUUACCCAACGCUAAGGUUACUUCACAAAUAUCCAUUUAUUCUACCACAUCAGCAGGUUGAUAAAGGAGCCAUUAAAUUUGUACUAAGUGGAGCUAAUAUAAUGUGUCCUGGCCUGACGUCUCCUGGAGCAAAACUUUACCCCGCUGCCGUUGAUACUGUUGUUGCAAUAAUGGCAGAAGGAAAACAACAUGCGUUAUGUGUGGGAGUCAUGAAGAUGUCAGCUGAUGACAUUGAGAAGGUCAACAAAGGGAUUGGUAUUGAAAAUAUCCAUUAUUUAAAUGAUGGUCUUUGGCAUAUGAAGACAUACAAGUGAAACAAAAGGAACUGUGUUACUCCAAGGGAAUGCACUUAGGUUAAAUGUGGACUGCUUUGUAAUUCCUCGUUUUUAAUGUGACUGAAUGUACAAAUUAUUUUGUUCUGUGGCAAUGCUAAAUAAAACAAGUGAAUGCAAAAGUACCGAUAGGCUACGAUAGUUUUCUAGAAUUCUUUUUACUACAGUUUUGAAAUGGUUUGUCUUAAGCCCAAAUCUUCAGUCACUGAAGGUAUCUGGUGGGAAAAAUCCUGCACAGACUGUGAGUAGAGUUUCAAAUGAAAAGGAGGAAAAAGCCAAGGAAUGUUUACAUUUUUAUGCUCCUCUAAAACAGUAAUGUAAAAUAUAUGUGAAAUAUCAUUAGUACAGUUUCUCAAACCUCCAUAACACUUCAGAUUUUUUUUGCUUCUGAUUUAACAUCUCACCAGCCUAUCUCCUUAUUGAAUGUGGAGAAAUGGUUUGGUUUUUUUUAACUUAUUUAUUAACAGCAUUAACUUUAGUAUUUUACUUCAGGAAUACUUCUUUUUAAGAAGCAUUUAUCAAUAGGAUUUAAGAACAUAAAGUCAUAUGUGGACUAUAAAGUCUUCUGUCUUAGAUCAUAACUUAAGAAUAUAUAUAAGCUCAAAUUUCUACCUACCAACACUGAUACUGCUCUCCUUACCGUGGCACUUAUUGCAGUAGUGGUCAUGCUCCAAAUGGAGUAUGUGCCAGUUGGUGCCUGAUGUGUGACUCCCUGUUUGCGCCUUACUUUAGGAGCAGCAACAAAAUCACUGUUCAACAAAAGCACGAUAGCAAAACAUAGCUCUAGGGGGACUUCAAAAGGGAUGUCAGCUUCUGGAGGCUGUUACACAGGUACACCUGCACAAGUGUAUAGAGAGCACUGUUUGUCUUAGUAAUCCACUUUGUUCAGUGAUUGUGUACUCAAAGCUGUGUCUAUGAAAAACAGGCUGUGCCAUGGAAUUAUUGAAUAAACGAAGAAAACAUUAAGGUCUACUGUU
This is a messenger RNA of Coturnix japonica (Japanese quail), 1686 nucleotides long. RefSeq names its product MCTS1 re-initiation and release factor (gene MCTS1). The record is from RefSeq and is a predicted model, not a curated record. Gene Ontology annotation, biological process: formation of translation preinitiation complex. Gene Ontology annotation, molecular function: RNA binding. Lineage: Eukaryota; Metazoa; Chordata; Aves; Galliformes; Phasianidae.